Molecule: messenger RNA, 1813 nt
Organism: Pseudoliparis swirei
Lineage: Eukaryota; Metazoa; Chordata; Actinopteri; Perciformes; Liparidae
Gene: chchd3a
Product: coiled-coil-helix-coiled-coil-helix domain containing 3a
Exons: 11
Coding region: 132-1184 (350 amino acids)
Biological process (GO): inner mitochondrial membrane organization
Cellular component (GO): MICOS complex; mitochondrion
Source: RefSeq, a predicted model, not a curated record
UGAGUUUCUUUGCCGAAGCAGUGGCGUUUGUGUUGUGAGGCCCGGCUAGCUAGCUACACCUGGCUCUAACGCAAUUACACUCCACAUAUUACAUGUAGAUAACUGACACUUUGGCAACCUGCGGUCUCAUAAUGGGAACGAACAGCAGUACCCGGCGCGUGUCGUUUGAGUCGGACGAGAACGAGAACAUAUCGGUGGUGAAGGGCAUUCGGCUUUCUGAGAAUGUCAUCAACCGCAUGAGGGAACCUGAAGCUCCUCCCAAACUCCAACGCGCUCCGCCUGCACCACCUUCCACGGCUCCUCCCCUCACUCCUUUGCCUCUCCCGAGGCCACUUCCUCCCCUCUUUGGUCCGAUCACCUCCUCGCCUCCCCCCCCUCCUGUUGUCGAACCUGUUGCACUUCCAGCCCCUCCUCCACCUGAUCCACCUGCCACAGAGACUGUGGCUGCACCUCCACCACCCCCUCCUCAGCCCCCAGUGGACCCAGUGUCCCUUGCUCCUGCCCCUGAGCCAGUAGUGGUCCCACCUCCACCACCUCCUGCUGCAGCAGCCGUUGAUGAAGAGGCCCUGAGGAAGAAGAUCACUGAUGAGCUGUUUAAAGGCCUGGAGCAGGAUAGGGCGAAGGCAGAGCAAGAGCUGCAAGUCUGGGUCGAGGCGGAGAAGGCGCGGGCAGCAGCCCGGGCUCACGGUGACGCCCGGUCCCAGGUGCAGGACGAGGUGUCCAGGAUCCUGUCCGUGGAGCGCGCCGUGGCCCACGAGAGCAUCCAGCAGGCCGCGAUGAGAGAGAGGAUCUCCGCCGAGGACGAGAAGCUCCGCGCCCGGCUCUAUGAGGUCGGACAGAAGGCCAAGCAACUGGGCGCCAGAGAAGCAGACCUAAACAAGCAGGAUGCUUUCUACAGAGAGCAGGUGGCUCGGCUGGAGCAGAGGAGCGCUCAGCUCUACAAGGUCACCACGGAGAACUAUCAUAAAGCUGCCGACCAAGUGAAUGCCAAGUUCAGGCGGUAUGAAGCGUAUCCCGUGUGUGCCGACCUGCAGGGCCAGAUCCUCGCGUGCUACAAGGAGAACGUCGGGAAAACCCUGAACUGCUCCCACAUCGCGGCCCUCUACCUGCAGUGCGUCAACGACACCAAACAGAAUAACAAGUGUGUGCAAGCGGCCUCCUGGACGGAUGAUAUAACAAGUUGAGGACCGGGGGUUAAAGGACGAGAGAGGAGGAAAGGGAGAGCGAUGAGUUCAUCGCGUGGGAUUACCGAUUACCGACCGACCGACGAACCGACCGAGAGCGAGUCAGCACCGAGACGCACCGCGCCUCUCGACACCCUCGCGGAGAACCAGCCCCGACCCGACUCACCGGGCACAGCACCCCGAUAGAGAAAUAGACGCUCCUUCCCCACCUCUCUUACCUCCUCUCUCUCCUGUGAGCACGUAGGGAGGCAGUGGCACCGGCUGCCGUUUUGGAGAAAGAGCAGGGCCUGGCCGGACCCUGCAGGCCUGAGUUUGGCCCACUAGAAGGACCGUGAAUAUGAACUGGAUAGCACCACAAGAACAUAGGCCACGCCUCUGUGACCCCUCUCGCCUCAACACUGUUGAAUCAAAGUCUAUUUUUCGAAGAAUAGAAGUCAGUCAUAUUUUCUUGUCCAUGACUCGUAGUUUUCCUGCUCCUGAUGCACGAUCCCGUCCACACAUGUACUCCUCGUCUGUUUGGUCUUUGCAUCGUGUGAGUUAAUAAUGUUAAUAAUGUAUCGAUCUGCUUGUGGAGAACUCAUCCGGACGAUGUCUGAUCAGAGGAAAUAAAAGACAAAACGAUGCAGGAA